Molecule: messenger RNA, 1095 nt
Organism: Scleropages formosus (Asian bonytongue)
Lineage: Eukaryota; Metazoa; Chordata; Actinopteri; Osteoglossiformes; Osteoglossidae
Gene: ptger3
Product: prostaglandin E receptor 3 (subtype EP3)
Exons: 2
Coding region: 1-1095 (364 amino acids)
Biological process (GO): positive regulation of cytosolic calcium ion concentration; negative regulation of gastric acid secretion; phospholipase C-activating G protein-coupled receptor signaling pathway
Cellular component (GO): plasma membrane
Molecular function (GO): prostaglandin E receptor activity
Source: RefSeq, a predicted model, not a curated record
AUGCUGGAGGCGAACGGCUCGCGGUCGACGCGUGAGGGCGACGGCUGCAGCUCCGUGUCGGUCGCCUUCCCCAUCACCAUGAUGAUAACGGGCAUGGUGGGCAACUCGCUGGCGCUCGCGCUCGUCUACAGCUCGUACAGGAGCAAGGCGAACAGGAGGAAGCGCUCCUUCCUGCUCUGCAUCGGCUCCCUCGCGCUCACCGACCUCUUCGGACAGCUGCUGACCAGCCCCAUAGUGAUAUCGGUGUACCGGGCCGGCUUGAAGUGGGAGCGCGUGGACCCCACGGGGAGGCUCUGCGCCUUCUUCGGAGUGUGCAUGACCAUGUUCGGACUGUGCCCGCUGUUCCUGGCCAGCGCCAUGGCCGUGGAGAGGACGCUGGCCAUCACGAGCCCGCACUGGUACGCCAACCACAUGAAGACGAGCGUGACGAAGCUCGCGCUCGCCGCGAUCUCGUGCCUCGUGCUGCUCUUCGCGCUGCUGCCCGUCGCGGGGGUCGGUCAGUACACGCUGCAGUGGCCCGGCACCUGGUGCUUCAUAAGCACGGGCGAGAGCAGCGUUCCCGGCAACGCCUUCUUCUCCGUGACCUUCGCGCUUCUCGGGAUUCUCUCGCUGUCCGUCACCUUCUGCUGCAACGCAGUGACCAUCAAAGCCCUGCUGAGCCGCUGCCGGGCCAAGCCCGGGUCCUCCCAGGCCGCCCGCCAGUGGGAGCGCCUCACCGUGGAGACCGUCAUCCAGCUCAUGGGCAUCAUGUGCGUGCUCGUCGUCUGCUGGUCCCCGCUGCUGAUAUUGAUGUUGAAGAUGAUCUCAACACAGAUGUCCUCGCAUCAUUGCAAACCUUCAGCGGUCACUGCGCUCCCCAGUCGAGAUGUUCAGGUGGACUGCAACUUCUUUCUCAUUGCCAUUCGCAUGGCCUCGCUGAACCAGAUCCUCGAUCCCUGGGUGUACCUGCUGCUCAGAGAAAUCUUACUUCGAAAGUUUUGCCAAAUGGCCUCUGCCGUCUCAAACUGCUCCUUAGACGGCCAACGUGAAACACAAACAGCCCUCAAUGCCCUCAACAAGCAAGACAUUCACACCAACGUCAUAGAGAAAGAGUGA